AUAGAAGGUUAGAUCUUUUUGUGAUAUUCUCUUAUUACGUCAAGAGUUCUCCCCACUAUGGUGUCUUGUCCUGUUACCUUACACUGUUGCUUAUCCGAGAGUAGGUCGGCAUCGUUUUAAUUCAUUUCUGCUAUGAAAGACGUUGUAUCAUGCUUUCGAGAUAACUGUACAUAUAAAGAUAGGAAAAAAAAGAGGCAAAACGUGAAAAUGAAAUAAGAUCAUUCGUGAACAUGUUUGCGAGAGUAACGUUUUAUCCUACCUUGUUUUACAACAUCGUCAUGGAAAAGAUCACAGCUCGAAAUUGGUAUGAUAGAAUAGAUGAGACUGUCAUACUAGGCGCUUUACCGUUCCGAUGGAUGACGAAGCAGUUAAUCAAUGAUGAAAAUGUUAAAGCUGUUGUAUCGAUGAACGAAGAUUACGAAUUGUCUUUGUUGUCUAAUACAGAGAAGGAGUGGAACAGGCACAAUGUGGAGUUUCUGCAAUUAGCCACAACGGACAUUUUUCAAGCACCUUGUCAAAAAAAACUACAGAAUGGUGUAAAUUUUAUCAAUAAAUUUUGUAGCGUACCGAUAAGGAAACUAAAUGAUCCAGGUGCUGUUAACAGUUAUGAUCGAAAUGGCACAGUUUACGUUCAUUGUAAAGCAGGAAGAACGAGAAGUGCGACACUAGUUGGGUGCUACUUGAUGAUAAGAAAUAAUUGGACGCCCGAACAAGCAGUAGAUCACAUGCGAAGCAAAAGGCCGCACAUAUUGCUUCAUACAGCACAGUGGAAUGCACUAAAGCUGUUUUACGAGAAACAUGCAACUAUAAAGUUAUAAUUAUUUCAAGAGUUACGUUUGGAUGUAUUGCGUGCUAUUGUUUAACAUACAUGUAUAAAGGAUUGCCCAAAUUAAUUUCUAAUUGAUAUUCGUACUGUUCUGUUAUUUUGCCGUUGCAUACAGAAUGUCUGUGUGUUAGAGGGAGAAGGGGAAGAGGACAGGAAUCAAAGUGAUAAAUAUGAGUUUAUCACUGCCAACAUUUUAGCAUAUCAAUUAUGAGCUGAUGAGUGCUCAUUAAUGUUUGUUAUUGAUGGAU
Messenger RNA from Dinoponera quadriceps, 1074 nucleotides. It is a transcript of the gene PTPMT1, whose product is annotated as phosphatidylglycerophosphatase and protein-tyrosine phosphatase 1. Gene Ontology annotation, biological process: protein dephosphorylation. The record is from RefSeq and is a predicted model, not a curated record. Gene Ontology annotation, molecular function: phosphatidylglycerophosphatase activity; phosphatidylinositol-4,5-bisphosphate 5-phosphatase activity; protein tyrosine/serine/threonine phosphatase activity. The transcript is spliced from 5 exons. The coding region runs from base 231 to 818 and encodes 195 amino acids. Lineage: Eukaryota; Metazoa; Arthropoda; Insecta; Hymenoptera; Formicidae.